This is a messenger RNA of Ilyonectria robusta, 1433 nucleotides long. RefSeq names its product major facilitator superfamily domain-containing protein. Lineage: Eukaryota; Fungi; Ascomycota; Sordariomycetes; Hypocreales; Nectriaceae. The record is from RefSeq and is a predicted model, not a curated record. Gene Ontology annotation, cellular component: fungal-type vacuole membrane. Gene Ontology annotation, molecular function: transmembrane transporter activity. Gene Ontology annotation, biological process: transmembrane transport. The transcript has 3 exons. Bases 1 to 1323 code for a protein of 440 amino acids.
AUGACCGCCCCCUCCUCAUCUGAAAAUGAAGAUCAAGCGUCAAUUGAUGCUCUUCCUCCAACCGAUCGAGGCCGUGGAGCCUACAUCGCUCUCGCUUGCUGCACUGUAGCCCAAGCACCGAUCUGGGGGUAUUCCGUCGCAUUCGGAAUCUUCCAGGAGUACUAUACCGCGCAAAGCGAUAUCGAAGCCUCCCCAAGCGCCAUUGCCUCAAUCGGGGCCUCUCAGACUGGUAUCAUGUACCUAAUGAUGCCACUGGCCUUCAUCCUCCUGAACCGAUACCCUCGCCUCCGACGAUGGUGUGGACCGUUGGGACUUCUCAUCACAGUGGCAAGCCUUACGGCCUCCGCCUUUGCCAGCAACAUUGGCGCCCUGAUUGCAACCCAGGGUGUGUUUUACGCGCUGGGUUGCAGCUUGAUCUUCAGCCCCAUCUCACUCUACAUGGACGAAUGGUUCGUCGAACGCAAAGGCUUUGCUUACGGCGUCAUGUGGGCCGGAAAAUCGGCUGUCGGCGUCGUAAUGCCCUUCUUAUUCAGCGCCUUACUACGGCGAUUUGGUCCUCGGAGCACGCUUCUCUCAUGGGCCAUCGCCUCUGUGGUCCUGACGUCCCCAACACUGCUAUUUCUCAAGCCUCGUGUCGAACUCAGCCGCGACUCUCGGGCCCGGCCAAUCUCAUUCUCAUUCCUCAGAUCUGCUUCGUUCUGGAUGCUGCAGAUUGGAAUCAUUAUCCAGUCCUUGGGGUAUCUCAUGCCAAGCACAUAUCUAGCCAGUUAUGCCAGCGCGAUUGGGUUGUCAGCUGUCACUGGCCCGAUCCUGCUGGCCUUGUUUUCCCUGGCGUCGGUUCCUGGCUCGCUCAUCCACGGCAUGCUUGGCGACCGAGUUUCAGCUUCCAAGGUAAUAUUGGUGUCAUCUCUUGGAAGUGCUGUUCCUGUUUUUCUUCUUUGGGGCCUCAGUCGCCACAUCAGUACGAUGGUACUCUUCGUCAUAUUUUACGGGUUCUUCGCUGGUGGCUUCAGCUCUACGUGGUCGGCUGCCUUACAAGACAUCAAGGGGGAUAACGAAUCCAUUGAUACGUCUCUGGUGUUUGGCAUGCUUCUUGGUGGGCGAGGUCUUGGUUUCAUUAUCGCCGGGCCUCUGAGUGGUGCUCUUGUUGCUGCCGGGAGCUCUAUUUCUGGAGACGCCCUGGGAUAUGCGACCAAGUAUGGACCGAUGAUCCUCUGCACAGGCGUCACGGCGAUCCUGGGAGCCUGGGCGCCACUUUGGAAGGCGACUAAGGCCGUAAGCUCCACCAGGCUAGGUGCUUGCAUGCGAGUGACGGCAGCGUAAGUUGAGAAAAGGAGGUAAUAUCUUACAAUUCUCUUGGUUUCUUCUUGAAAUUAUGAUGGUGUUCAUGAGUAGAAAGUAGUAGUACUUGCAACGGGAUGCGAAUGGGAGAC